GAGUGCGGACGCGUUAUACCAAGCGCUCCUCGACUGACCAGUAUUUUAUACCCCCGUGAACAGUGCAGUGCACAAUUACCUGUGUCCAAACAGUGCAGUGCUGGAAAGUGUUGUUCGUGUUUGAUGUUUCAGGAGUUUUGUGCUGUGGUGUACGCUACGUUAAGUGUUGUGGCCCAAGGUUGUAGCCUGUUUUAUGAGUGCAGAUAGUGGAAGUUUCUAAGAAGUGUUUAAAUACAUUAGGCUGGUGGACUCUCAUAAGACAUUUUUGUUCAAAAUUGAAGUGGUAUUGUGGUGCAGCGGACAUUGAGUGGCACUUGAAAAAUUGUGACAGUGACGUUUUUCAAGUGCCAGUGCUGAGAGGGCCGACGAUAUGUCGGACCCUCCUCUUGCCGCGAGGGCUCAUCUCCCUCCCGACACGAGUUCCCGGGCUAGGACAUACCCGGAUUGGUUUAAGGGCGAGAAAGGAGAGCUAAUGUAUCUGAUUCUGACAACCGAAGAAGGAAAGCCGCUACCAGACCAGUUCAUCGAAGGAAAAGUCUACAACAACAUGUUUGACGACUGGUAGAAGGUAACCUGAUUAAUAAUAAUUCCAAAUACUUUUUGAAAUCUCGAUCAUUGUCCCACUACACAAAGUUACAAUCACUUACUAAACUCAUCAAUGGAACACCAAUCACCAUCACACCCCACACUACUCUUAAUACCGUCCAAUGCGUAAUUUUCUGUACCGACCUUAAACAUAUGAAGGAUGAAGUUAGUUCUAGCAAAUUUAAAAGACCAACAAGUUACUGAAGUGCGUCGUUUUACUCGUAAAGUCAAAAGUGAAAUAAUACCUACCAAUUCUUUCCUCCUCCGUAUUGCGGCAACACGUGUCCCCUCUGUUAUCCGCCUUGGCCCACUCCAAGUGACUCCCCGUACAUAUUAUCCUAAACCCAUGCUUUGUCUUAAUUGUGCUCAUUAUGGUCAUACCAAGCUGAGAUGCAAAACCUCACAAGUUUGCCACAAUUGUGGUAUUCCUGCCCAUGGUGAAUGCACUGUUCCACUGAAAUGUGUGAAUUGCAAAGGCAACAACAAUUCUUUUGACAAAUCCUACCCAUUUUAUCUAAAGGAACAGGAAGUCAUUAAAUAUAAAAUUGAUUACAACGUGUCUUUUUUGAAGCACGAAAAUAUAUAGAUUCACAACUACAUAAACAGAGCGCAGUUCAACACAGUAAGCCUCUGUGUGAGCAGUUCAACAAAGUGAGCUCGCUCAAGUUGUGUCGCCCAAUCCACAAACUAACGUUGCCCCUUCCACUAAACCCGAUUCUAGAAACGAACAAAUUGUCCAUCUUAAAAAACUAAAUGAAGAACUUUUGAAAAAACUUACUCCACCUGUUGCCACCCUUGACUUAUUGUUGACUAUAAUUAUUGCCCAACUUGAGCAAGAAAAUGCUAAUCUAAAUAAGAAAAUUGAUCUACUAACAGAAACUAUCAAAAACGUGCAAAUCAAACAAACCAGAUUUAUUAACACUUUUAACCAAAACAUAACCACUGAUGAAAUUGAAACAAUGGACCGAUCCGAAGAGUCUGACACUUCUUGCUCCUCGUCCCUUCUGGACGGAAGCAAAGCGUCCUUUUGAAAGGCGCUUAAAAAACGAGCCCUCUCAAAGGGCUCCUCUUCCUCCUUGGAAGAAACCUCCCUCCCUUCCAAAAAGCCCUUUUACAAAUCCUCCCAUCCCCCUUCUCCCAUCCCCCUUCUCCUAUCCCUAUCCCUUCCUCUUCCAAUCCCCUCAACUACCAGGGAGAGGAACCCCUUUUCUCACCCGAUAAUGCCCCAUUCAUCGAGGUGAAGAGGUCAGAGAGGAGGAAAGAUUCUUUAACACAAUGACCACAUACACCACAUCUUCUGUUGUAUCAACUCCAAACAUUCAUUCUACAUAUGACCAUCCUCCGUUAAAUAAAAGUACACCUUUGUUUGCCAUGUCCCGAAAUACCAGGGACAUGAGCCGUAAUUCUGAUGAACUAAACAUUCUAAUUACCCGCCACAACCAAACAAUAAUCGCUUAAAAAGAAAUAAUGACCAUACCAAACCUAAACAGUUCUCCAUUCAACAAUUAUACCUGGCAUUUUUUUCCAAACACCAAGGCUGACUGGGAAAUAUACAAAAUAGAAAUAACAUACACACUAUCCUUAGAUGAUCCUCCUUCCCUUACACGUUUUACAGAGACAAUAACAAAUGCAGCCUUAACUAUUAUUCCUCUUACAAAGGGUACAGUUGGCAGAAAGUUCGUCCCCUGGUGGAAUAAAACAGUUGCCCUUAAGACUAAUUAAGACUCGACGAAAAGCACUCAAGAGUCUCCAACGUUCGAAAAAAAAACAAUAUUUGUACCCCGCUCUUGACCGAUCAAUAUCGAGAACCCAAUCGGGAAUCAAUAUAAGCCGUCAAAUUUAAAAAAAAACUAUCUUGAGGCAAUUUUUUUUCUAAUUAACCCUAAGACAAUCACCCAAGUAAUAUUCCAGAAAGUUACAAUUUUAUCCGGUAAAAACCACAAAUCAACUCCAUUCAUUUUAAGAAUACAUCAUAAAUCUGCAACACAUAAUUUUCCAGCUUAAGCCAUAAAUUCAUCUCUGAGUCCAGACCCCUUCCACCCAUUGACGCUUCCGACUAAAAUUACAAUAGUCUUUUUUCUCUUAAUGAGCUUGAUUGGGCUCUUAAUAAAUGCCGUGGCAUGUCAUCAGGCCCGGACAACAUUGGUUAUCCAAUGCUUCAAAAUCUCCCUUAUCGGUCUAAAACAGUCCUCCUUCAGAUUUACAAUAAUGGGGCCCUUUCCGUUUGAAGCUCGUAGGCUGAAAUUUCAGCCUGUCAGCUGUUUGCACUGUGUAGCAGUUUUCGAGCAACUAUCUAAGUGAGUAGAAUAUACAGGUGGGUUUAUCCCAAGGUGUAUCAAUUUAGAAGACUGAUUUUUAUCGCUUCUGCUUCUUAAUGAAGAUUUUAAGAGUGUUUUGAGUAUUCGUCAAGCCUCUAGAAAGCUCAUUGGAGCAAAAGUUUUCAAUCGUUGCGUCAAAAAGUGAUAUUCAAAUUUGGUUAUAAAAAAAAUGCUAUGAGACCACCUGGACUACAUACACUUUGAUUCCAGAUUCGAUCACCUGAUUUCUUUAAUGCACCAUGGGAAAACCUUGGGGUAAACAAACCCGUGUUUUCGAGCAGGUACUCGAAUCUAAUUCUAGUUUUGUGGCUAGAAUAAUCUAGACUGAAAAUUGCAGGCUAGUUUUUUGUGUGGUUUUGUAUGGAGUGUUUACAUGAUUUCAGCCUCCAACUGUCAAACUCCAAACAAAAAACUAACUAGAAUCGUGAAGGCCCCCAAUAUUUGGUCUUCCGGGAACAUACCUGAUGACUUGAAAACCUGUUUCACAAUUCCCAUUCCAAAACCCAAUAAACCACCACAUGCAAUAGAUAGCUACCGCCCCAUUUCUCUCCUGAAUUCUUCUUCUUCUUCUUUUUGGCACAACAACCGCUGACGGUCCAGGCCUGCCUGUACCCACUAGUGAACUGGGCUUGGCUUUCAGUGACUUAUUGUUACCAUAGCAGGAUAGUCAGUCCUACGUAUGGGAGCACGGUCUAUUGACCCAUGACGGGCAUGUUGUUAAGUCGUUCGAGUUGACGAUUUUACCACCAGACCGGCCCCUCCUGACCAAAACCUCUUUAGUACCAAUCAACACGCCUUUAGAGGUGGGAAAGGUACUGAUACAUAUUUUGACGAACUCAAUGAACUGUUAGAAACCCAUUACUCAAAAGGCCACCACAUUGACUGUGCAAUAUUAGAUUUAUCAAAAGCUUUUGAUAGAACCUCGCGACACACAAUUCUUGAACAGUUUAAUAUGUAGGGUUUUGGAGGACGCAUUCCAGCGAACCUUCAAAGCUUCCUUUCAAAUCGCACAUUUAAAGUUUUAAUUGGAAUUCAAUCUUCUGACCUGCAUGUCAAAGAGAAUGGUGUUCCCCAGGAUGCCAUUCUCUCUCCCACUCUUUUCUUGAUUAGUGUAGAAUCCUUCUUCCGCCCCUUGCCCAGUAUCAUUAAAUGUUUCAUGUACGCUGAUGAUAUAGUUCUUGUCUCAGCAUCCAACAAAAAAACUGAAUCACGCACAUCAUUACAAGAACGAAUCAAUAUAGUUCAGAAACGGUCACGUUGGACAGGUUACACAAUUUCACACUCCAAAUCCAAAAUACUUCACAUCUGCAAUAGAAAAUAUCAUACUCUAAAACCCAUAACAUACAAUAACUCAGUAAUACCAAAUACAUGCCCAGCCGAUAUCCUAGGAGUGACAGAGUCUCUAAUUAAUUUUGAUUAAAACGCUUUGGAUGGUUGGCUUAGGGACAAAAAACAGAAACGUUAAGAAGACUAGUUAGAUGGUAAUGAUUGCUGGUGUAUUACACAGACCCCCAUUCAUCGUGAUAAAUACGGAAUAAAUCGAAAGAGCCCGUUAGGUUAAAUAUCUGGGGGCUAUUUUAGACGACAGAUUGAAGUUCAACACUCACAUAGACUGGGUCAUCGCUAAAGUAGCAUUAAAGUGUGGGGUUAUUAGUAAGCUGGCAAAACAUUUUUUUGGGAUAGUUUACCUCUACAAGUCACCGAUUUCAUCACAUUUUGAUUUUUGCUCGUCGAUUCUAUUUCUUGGCCAUAAAGGACAAAUUAAAAGGCUUCAGAGAUUGCAAAAUCGUUUUAUGUGGUUGGCUUUGGGGUGUGAUCGACGCACGAUGUCUGUUGUUAUGCAAGAUAUUCUUCAAUGGAUGUCUGUUGAGCAGAGCAGCAGUGUAUCAAACCAUGAACUUCAUAUUUGAACUUUGGGGGUGCCUUUUGCCAGGGUAUAUAGGGGAACGCAUUGUUCGAGGAUCUAAUGUUCAUCAGCACUGUACACGCAGAGCAAAUAAGCCGAGGGUUCCCAACUUCAUUUGACAUGGCGCUAGGAACUCUUUGUUUUUCAAGGGGAUUCAAUUGUACAACAGAUUAUCCGGAGAAAUCAAGAAUGCGAGUAACUUGCCAGACUUUAAACGUAAGUGUGCGGCAUAUGUUAAAUGUUCGCGCCCAAACGGUUCGCUCCGACAGUGAACCAGUUGCAGCGCAUGUGAAACACGCAACAGAAGAAAGAGAGAGAAGUUUUAGAACUCUUCACGUUAACGGUUUUUUCAUUAUUCUCGUGCGCGAUCGAAUUUAUUCCCUCACACCCACACAUAUGAAUUCUUGCGAUUCUCUCCCAUACGCGAACGGUUAAAAGCGCGAGCCAGCGCUGAGAGAGUUGUUGUUGGUUUAGAACUUUCGAAGCAGACAGACGUGCAAACGGAAAAUAAACACAACCAGUCCUGUUUUGGUACUCCGAGUGUAUCAAUUCCUCGUGUUAGGCAGAAAGAAAAUCGGUCUUCCUCCAGGCUGAAGCUAGUGCGCUUCAGCUCUUUUUUCAUCGGUUGUUCUCCGCGAGGUGGAGGCCUUACAACCCUCCACUGUUUUCUGCCUUUCCCACGUUGGGGCAGCGCAGUCCCCAACAUUUUGGUCCAAUCGAACCGCAUCAUUGUGAUACCGGCUUACAGUCCCCGGCGUCAAGGCGUUCCACUGGAAAACAGGGAGACCAGUGGAAGCGACCAUCUUGUCCCAUUCUGGUCAACCAGGCGAUCAGCAAGGUGGAACCACCGAUCGCGCAAAUCGGUACAAUCGACCGUCGGUCGAACCCAACGCGUGUCCGUGUUUCGCGUGUGUGUGUGCGCGGAGCAAUCCCCACGAGAGGAACGCGUCAAAUGUUUCGUGGUCAGUGCGGAACAUUCCCGAAAAAACCGUGCCACUGUUUCAUGAAGUGACAAAGCUUCAGUUCAGAAGCAAUUCCUUCUAAAGUGCAGGUGCCUAGUUUGUGUGUGUGUGUGUGUUCAUGCACAAAACAAGUUAUUCUCAAGCGCGCGAGACUUGAGCUUCGUGUGUGUGCGCACGCGCGAGGUAAAGUUCGCGAAUUCGUGCUUGUGCGUCCAAACGCAAAGCAAUUCCUUCAAGACGUGCCCGUGCUUCGGGUGUCUGUGUGCAAAAAACGGUCCCUACCUGAGGGACGCGUCCUAGUGUUUCGUGUGAGAGUGUGUGCGCGAAACAUUUCCGUUCUAAGCAAACGCGACUUUCUUCGUGUGUGCGAACGCGAAAAGAAGUACGCUUAUCCGUGUUUCGUGUGAAAGCCAGUGCAAACUAGGCAAAAACAUUUCUUUCCAAGGUGCGUGUAGUUUUGUUUGUGUGUGCGAACCCAAAGAAAAAUACGCGCAUCCAAAUUCGUGUGAAAUUUGUUCGCAAAACAUUUUUCUAAAGCGCGUAGCUCUUUCGUGUGUCUGAUCGCGAUAAGUGCGCGUUCCGUUGUUUGUGCAUGUGUGUGUGCGCAAGACAGUUUCAUCCAAGCAGUGCAUGUGCCUGAACUCCGCGCAUCCGAGCGCGAGAAUUAUUCCUCUGUCUGGCGCGUGGCUUUUGUCUCGUGUGCGUUUGUGUGUGUGCGCGAGAAGUAGCGCGCGUAGCGAAGUCGUGCGUCCGAGCGCGAAAAACAAUUCCUCAGUCUGGCGCGUGGCUUUUGUCUCGUGUGCGUUUGUGUGUGUGCGCGAGAAGAAGCGCGCGUAGCGAAGUCGUGCGUCCGAGCGCGAUAACAAUUCCCCUGCCUGGCGCGUUGCCUUUGUCUCGUGUAUGUGUGUGUAAACGCGUCGCGAGAAGUGCGCGCAGUAGUGUUUCGUUCGUGUGUGUUCGAGACAUUUCCACAAAGGCGCGAGUUCCUCGUAUUUUGCGUAUGAUCCCAGACUCGUGCGCACGCUGUUUUUCAUGCUUUGUGAGUGUGUGUAAGCGUUAGCGUGGCUUAAACAACGCUACCUAAGUGCUUUGAAUCCAAUUUCUGUUGAAUUUCGCAAGCCCGCUGUCGGCAGAAACAAGCGUAAGCGUGGCUUAAACAACGCUUAAGAGUCAAGUGAUUCCUUGAACUUUUCCGUUAAUUUGAAUACCGUGUUCGGUGCAAGUGUGAACAAGCGUGAGCGUGGCUUUGACAACGCUUUCCGGGUAAAGUGUAAAUAGCUUCAUCGAAAGGCAUACGUACCAAGAUGGGUGGCCUGGAUCACACUCCGAAGAGAUCCCAGGAUGAAGCUACCGACGCUAAGGUGCUGAUUCACCAGCGUGGCCAAAUCAAGCGCAGAGUCACUCUCAUCAACAACAUGCUAGAGGAAGCCAAAGAAGACCCGACGAAGGUGACUCAAACGCAGCUAAAGGUGUUUGCAAAAAAGCUCGAUAUUCAUUAUCGAUGUUCUACACACCGAAGCUAUGAACAGAAUCGAGCAGCUAUCUGAAGCGCGGUCGCAGCCUGUGGCCCCAGCAGAUAGCACUGUUACGCAGCAAUUCAUCGUGCAACAACAACCAUUGCGAGCGCCUAUUCCCAGUUUCGACGGAAGGGUGGAGAACUGGCCAAAGUUCCAGACGAUGUUUGAGGACAUUGUUGCUAAGGGCAAUGACUCCGAUGCCAUGAAGCUGCAUCAUCUCGAUAAGGCUUUGGUUGGAGAUGCUUCUGGUUGGAUCACAGUGAAGAUGAUCCAGGACAACAACUUCGAGCAAACGUGGAAACAGCUGAAGUCCCAGUUCGAGAAUCCCCGAGUCAUUGUUGACACACAUCUGGCUGGUCUCCUGGAUUUGAAACCUGUCCUGAAAGGAAACCACAAGGAGCUGUUGGAGCUCGUAAAGACAGUUCAACGGCACGUUGGAGGUUUGGAGUAUCAGGACAUCAAGGUCGACAAAUUGUCUGGUUUGUUGUUAACAAAGAUCAUCACUUCACGGCUGGACGAACAAACUGUUCGGCUGUGGGAACGAACCCAGGAACACGGAAGGUUGCCCGACUUUAGCCAAACGCUUAAGUUCCUGCAAGGCGAAUGUCAGGUUUUAGAACGGUUCCAGAGUCGGCCCCAAGCAACUUCCGUGAACCAAGGAAGCUCUAAACCAUCAUGUUCGAAAUCCACAAGCCAGAGAGUACAUGCUGCAGCACCUACCACAACUAGCCAGCUCUGCCUCUUUUGCAACAGGGCACAUCGUCAUCACGAGUGUCCCACAUUUAAACAGUUCACACUAGCACUACGCAACGCCAAGGUGAAGGAGUUGAAACUGUGUUACAACUGCCUUCGACCCGGUCACCGUUCCAACAACUGUUCAUCCAACAGAACGUGCAUUAAAUGUCAGCGGAAACACCACACAUUACUACAUGAGGAACCACCAGAACUGCCGGAUACCCAAACACAGAUGGCAAGCCCCAUCCAAUCCAUGCAGUUUGAGCAGCAGGCUCAAGCAUCGAAUCAUCCAACGUCUAACGCCGCCGUUCCAUACAGCCGACCGUUGGAACAAAGGACGGCCAUGCUUAUGACAGCUCUCGUGAACCUGAGAGACGAAUCCAACAGGACGAUCCCCUGUCGUGCGCUGUUGGAUUGCGGCUCACAGGUGAGCUUCAUCUCGAAGGCGAUGGCCGAUCGCCUCCUCACCCCGCGUAUCCCCACACUUGUGCCGAUUACUGGAGUCGGUACAGUUAAGACGUGUGCCCGGGAAAAAGUCGUCGUGAACAUCGAAUCUCGAUAUUCAACCUUCUCAACAACCGCCGAGUGCCUCGUGAUUCCUAAGGUCACAGGAAUCAUCCCCACAAGCCAGCUGAACGUGUCGAAAUGGCCACUACCGCCCGAUAUCUUUCUUGCCGAUCCUGAAUUUCAUACGCCUGGUCAAAUCGACAUGUUACUGGGUGUGUCCCAUUUCAUGCGUCUUCUCAAGUCAAACAGAAUGCAGCUACGAGAAGAUUUGCCUGACCUGCAAGAGACUCAUCUCGGAUGGGUCGUUGCUGGAGACGUCGAGGACGAGUCGACCAAUCAGCAGAGCUUCAUCGCUACCACCACUACGCUUUCCGAGACCAUGAAUAAAUUUUGGGAAGUUGAAGACAUCGGAGAUAUAGAUGAAACGACCGAGCAUGAAGAAUGCGAAAAGAUUUUUCUUGCUACCCACCGACGUGACAAUGAUGGAAGAUACAUUGUCGCCCUACCAUUUCGUGAGUAUCCACCUGUACUAACUAACAAUCGAGAGCUUGCUUUGCGUCGUUUCCUCUCUUUAGAACGGCGAAUGAAGAAAGAUCAUUCCCUGAAGCUCCAGUACUCCAAGUUCAUCGAUGACUACGAAGCUCUUGGUCAUUGCCAUGAAGUCAAGGAGGAAUCCGACGAACCGAACAAGGCUCGCUACUACCUACCUCACCAUGCUGUCCUACGUCCAUCGAGCUCCAGUACGAAGCUGCGAGUGGUCUUCGACGCAACCGCCAAGGCUACAACAUCCGAUGUAGCUCUCAACCAAGCCCUAAUGGUGGGUUCAACUGUGCAGAACGACAUCUUUGUCAUCCUCGUCCAUUUCCGGAAACACUUUGUUGUGUUCACAGCUGAUAUAUCGAAGAUGUAUCGGCAGAUCAAGGUCAUCUCCGACCACUCGUGCUUUCAACGCAUCUUCUGGCGUGCUGAUCCAGCACUUCCUCUUCGCGUCUUAGAGUUGACAACCGUCACUUAUGGAACAUCGUGCGCUCCUUUCCUUGCGACUCGGUGCUUACUGCAGUUGAGCAUCGACGAAGCGUCAUCGUAUCCGAAGGCAGUCAACAUCAUCCGAGACGACUGUUACGUUGACGACAUCCUAUCCGGAGCCAGCACUGUGGCUGAAGCAAUUGAGUGUCAAACCCAGCUCCUAGGGUUGCUCAAUUCCGCUGGGUUCCCAGUUCACAAGUGGAGUUCGAACUCUCCAGAGCUCCUGAAACACGUCCCCGAAGCUGACCGUGAGGAACUGGUAACUCUCGGCGACGAAACUGAAGGUGUCUUGAAGACACUCGGAUUGACAUGGAAUCCACAUCGAGACGAAUUUGCAUUCGUCGUUGACCAGUUCAUGCAACAUUCCAAUCCACCAACCAAGCGAUCCGUUCUUUCCGAGAUAAGCAAACUAUUUGACCCGAUUGGCUUGCUCUCGCCAGUCAUUAUCAUUGCGAAGCUUAUUUUGCAGAAGAUUUGGUUGGCUGGACUUCCAUGGGACACCAGCCUAGAAGGAGAACUGCUGCAAGAGUGGCUGCAGUUUCGUACAUCCCUGAAAAACGUGAAUGGCAUCAGAAUACCUAGGUGUGUGGUGCUUCCUAACCACAGUGCUGUUGAAGUGCACGGUUUUUCUGAUGCAUCCAAAAGAGCCUACGGAGCAGCGUUGUAUCUUCGCUGCAUCUUUCCUGAUGGAACUGCAAGUCUUCGUUUGCUUUGCAGCAAAUCGAAGGUUGCACCAGUGAAACCAGUAACCAUUCCGCGCAUGGAAUUGCUAGGAGCCUAUCUUCUCGCAAGGUUGAUCUCCAAGGUUACUGGGUCCAUCGAUCUUCACCUCCGCAACAUCAUACUCUGGACUGACAGCCAGAUUGUCCUUGCUUGGCUGAAGAAACCACUUGCAACCCUGCAAGUGUUUGUGCGAAAUCGAAGUGAAAAAAUUCGCAACCUUACCGAAUCGCUGGACGUACAAUGGAAGUACAUUUCAACGAAGGAAAAUCCAGCUGACAUCGUGUCUCGAGGUCUUCUGCCAGAAACCUUGAAGACAACCACUCUCUGGUGGAUGGGUCCGACGUUCCUCCAGAGAGCCGAUUACGACGUAGAGAUUCCGGAAGAUCUUCCUGACGAAAUCGUUCCAGAAUUGAGAGCGUCACCCGUCGUUGCAGCGCUGGUUGUCAAUCAAGACAAACUACCCGUGUUCUUGAAGUUUAGCUCUUUUCGAAAACUGCAACGAGUGAUUGCUCUAGUUCAACGCUUCAUCCUGAAUUGUCGACAAAGAGACGUUUCAAAGCGUGUAACCUGCCAACAUUGUACCAUCACCGAACUUCGAAGCGCUUUAAACGUCAUUGUAAAGGUCAUUCAACAUGAGGCUCUUUCUGACGAAAUCCACCGAGUGAAGGCUAAUGAGCCGUGUAAGCGGAUUCAAGCUCUGCAUCCGUUCAUCAUCGACGAGAUUCUGCGAGUCGGAGGAAGACUCCAGAAUUCCAAUCUACCACUGUCCAGUAAACAUCAAAUCUUGCUACCAAAGCAUCCCAUCACCGAUCUCAUCAUCUUGACGUUUCACCAAGAGCUCAUGCAUGCGGGUCCCUCCGGUCUCCUAGCGGCGCUUCGAUUGAAGUUUUGGCUGCUAGAUGGACGAUCAUCAGUCCGUAAAAUCACCCGAUCCUGUGUCCGUUGUUUCCGAUCGAAGCCUCGAAGUUCCAGCCAGUUGAUGGGCAUCCUGCCGUCAUGUCGAGUGACUCAAGCCCAUCCGUUCGAGAAAACAGGAAUAGACUACGCUGGUCCGGUAUGGGUCAAGGAGGGCCGAUACAAACCUCGCCUUGUGAAGGCUUACAUUGCUGUCUUUGUCUGCAUGGCAACGAAGGCGGUACUCUUGGAGUUAGUCUCGGACAUGUCGAGCGAGACUUUCCUUGCUGCAUUUCAUCGAUUUACUAGUCGACGCGGCUUGAGCAAGGAAAUCUUUUCGGACAAUGGAUGUAAUUUCAAGGGGGCUAGUUCGGAACUACAUGAGCUGUACCAACUAUUUCAAACCCGAAAGACCGUCGACGAGAUCGAGAAAUAUUGUCAGCCAAAGGAGAUCGUGUGGCAUUUCAUCCCACCCGAAGCGCCAAAUUUUGGAGGUCUUUGGGAGGCAGCCGUCAAGAGCACUAAGUACCAUCUCAAACGAACGCUCAAGGACGCUAAACUGACAUUCGAGGAGUUUGCAACGGUCCUGACUCAAGUGGAAGCUAUCCUAAAUUCGCGACCGCUGUUUGCGAUCUCCGCUGAUCCCUCAGAUCCAGAAGUCAUCACGCCCGGCCAUUUUCUUGUUGGUCGUCCUCUGAUUUCUACCCCCGAGCCAAGCUACGACAGUACUCCGAUGAAUCGACUGUCUCGGUGGCAAUACUUGCAACAACUGAGGGAGCAGUUUUGGAAGCAGUGGAGAAAGGACUAUCUUCAGAGCCUGCAACUACGCAGCAAGAAUCAACAGACACUUCCAAACAUUCGCCCUGGAAUGAUCGUGUUAGUUGAGGAAAGAGAUUUGCCUUCGCAGACCUGGAAGCUGGGCAAAAUCGUGAACAUCUACCCGGGACCAGAUAACCUCGUACGAGCUGUGGACGUUAAAAUCGCCGGAGCGAUUUAUCGACGAGCCGUAUCCCGAAUUUCCAUCUUGCCAAUCGAAGACAACUGCAAACCUGAUUGCAGUGCUUCAGAGGAUUCUUCUCAGCCCGGGGGUGCAUGUUCGCGCCCAAACGGUUCGCUCCGAUAGUGAACCAGUUGCAGCGCAUGUGAAACACGCAACAGAAGAAAGAGAGAGAAGUUUUAGAACUCUUCACGUUAACGGUUUUUUCAUUAUUCUCGUGCGCGAUCGAAUUUAUUCCCUCACACCCACACAUAUGAAUUCUUGCGAUUCUCUCCCAUACGCGAACGGUUAAAAGCGCGAGCCAGCGCUGAGAGAGUUGUUGUUGGUUUAGAACUUUCGAAGCAGACAGACGUGCAAACGGAAAAUAAACACAACCAGUCCUGUUUUGGUA
Anopheles gambiae (African malaria mosquito) is the source of this 12561-nucleotide messenger RNA. RefSeq lists its product as uncharacterized. The record is from RefSeq and is a predicted model, not a curated record. Lineage: Eukaryota; Metazoa; Arthropoda; Insecta; Diptera; Culicidae. Gene Ontology annotation, molecular function: nucleic acid binding; zinc ion binding. The transcript has 2 exons. Gene Ontology annotation, biological process: DNA integration. Bases 7293 to 12296 code for a protein of 1667 amino acids.